This is a messenger RNA of Diabrotica balteata, 828 nucleotides long. The record is from the annotation of a GenBank genome assembly. Lineage: Eukaryota; Metazoa; Arthropoda; Insecta; Coleoptera; Chrysomelidae.
GUCAAAAAACGUCAUCACGGAAAGUCCACAUAAUCUUUUCCAUGUAGAUAUAUCUUUUUAAAAGUUUAUAGGUGCAAAAUAUGAUAGUCACUACACAUUGAAUUAUAGUCUAAUUACCGAUAGGACAUUAUUAACACUACUAGAAAAAAUGAGGUAUUGGGUAUUUAUUCUAAGUUUAGGUCUUUUCCAAUUUUCAUUAGGAACAGAAUUAACAUUCGAACUGCCCGAUAGUGCCAAAGAAUGCUUUCACGAGGAAAUUAAAAAGAAUACAAGUUGUACGUUAGAAUAUCAGGUUGUAACUGGAGGAAAUUAUGACGUAGAUGUAGCUUUAGAAGAUCCCAAAGGCAAUAUAUUAUAUAAACAAGUCAAAAUGCAGUUUGACUCACACACUUUUGUAUCUCAGGACCAUGGUAUCUACAAAGUAUGCUUCAGCAAUGAAUUCUCCACUUUUUCACAUAAACUUGUAUAUAUGGAUUUCCAAGUUGGAGAGGAGCAACCCUUACCUGGAAUUGGUGAACAUGCCACUGUUUUAACGCAGAUGGAAUCAUCAGCCCAAGAAAUCCACAAAUCUCUGAAUACGAUUUUGGAUUACCAAACACAUCAUCGGUUACGAGAAGCCCAAGGCAGGAAACGCGCCGAAGAACUGAACGAAAGGGUGCUCUGGUGGUCAAUCAUGGAAACUUUGGCAGUUAUUACUAUUGCUUUCGGGCAGGUAUUCGUUUUGAAGAACUUUUUCACGGAAAAGAAACCUUACACGCAAUUCAAAUAAACUUUGUGACCUAAACCAUUUUGUACCUUUUUCUUCUUUAAUAUAUUUAUAAAUUUUGG